AUGUCGUCUCACCCAGCCAUCCCGUCUACUAUGAAGGCCUUCGUUCUUCAAGGCAACCAUAAGGCCGGGGUGGAGACCUAUCCCGUGCCUAGCAUCGAUGACAACAAGGUGCUCGUUCAAGUUGUCGCGAUUGGACAGAAUCCCACGGACUGGAAAUCUAUCAGAUUUUUCGAUCGUCGUGGGGUCAUCAGCGGAUGCGACUACUCAGGCCAUGUUGUCAAAACUGGAAGGAAUGUCACGUUGCUUUCUGUCGGCGACCAUGUCGCAGGCUUCGUUAUAGGCGCAACCUUCAAGGAUCGUGGCGCGUUCGCGAAUACCUGA
Messenger RNA from Phanerochaete carnosa HHB-10118-sp, 321 nucleotides. RefSeq lists its product as uncharacterized. NCBI's taxonomy places the organism in Eukaryota, Fungi, Basidiomycota, Agaricomycetes, Polyporales, Phanerochaetaceae. The record is from RefSeq and is a predicted model, not a curated record. Bases 1 to 321 code for a protein of 106 amino acids. The transcript is spliced from 2 exons. Gene Ontology annotation, molecular function: oxidoreductase activity, acting on NAD(P)H.